Messenger RNA from Auanema sp. JU1783, 1515 nucleotides. The record is from the annotation of a GenBank genome assembly. NCBI's taxonomy places the organism in Eukaryota, Metazoa, Nematoda, Chromadorea, Rhabditida, Rhabditidae.
AUGGAAGUCGUACCAGCAGGGCCUUCUAUACUUGACACAAUUUUCCGAGAGAAGUUUGAAACUUAUAAAAACGACCCAAGUCUCUUCCUUGGUGAUGUUCUUCGUAACUUGGAGAAAAACCUUCCGGACACCACCAACAUUUUAGAAAACGACCAGAAGUUUGUUCGAGUUCGUGGAAUGGUUCAGGAUGAUCGUGGAUCAGAAUAUGUAUGCUUGGCUUGUACUGUAGAAGAAAAUUCACAAGCUCACUUGUCUACUAUGCUUUGUCGAGACAUCAUGAAUAUGGGAGAAUCAAAAGUUGUUGAUUUCGAUGGACAAGUCGGUCGUCAUUGCUACUCGAUUGUGGAAAUUCCUGGCGUUCAUACUUGGAUGGAGAAGAUUGAUAUCCAGGAUUCAAGAACAUCUAAUUCAUCUUUGAGCAGUAUGCCCGUGGAAAAAUUAGACAAAUUCAUUGCUAAGUUCAUCGGGGAUGAGGCUGAAGAGAUACCUGUUAACACAGUUUUGGAGAUGUAUGGAAUUCUUUCUUCUCAUUCUCUUGAUUUGAAUCCUUCAGAAGCUAACACAAAUUUGGAAAAUGUUAAAAAUCUUCAUGUUUUACAUUAUAAUACAAUUAAUUGCUCCUCUAUGUAUCCAGAACAGUUAUCCAUAGCCGAUUUAAAAACAACUGGUAGAAGUUUACUUAAAUCACUCACAAACGUUUUCGGCGACGACACAACUGCUGGGUGGAUUCUUACUAACUUGAUCUCAACAACGUAUGCUCGCCCUGGCGGUAUGCCAAUCAGCUUUAUUCCUCUCAACCUUGUCGGAAUCACCGAUCCAGUAAAGAUAGUUGAUAUGUUCCAAUCUCUCGUUCCCGUGGUAAAACACUUGCCCCUCACUUCAGAGCUUCUUUCCAAUGUGGCGUUUGCUCCUAUCAAGAAUUACGAUAAAGAUAUAUUAGAACAUGGAGAGCUUCAACUUCCAAACGGAACACUGCUCAUUAUCGAUGAAACUCAAUUGCCUACAGGCUCAUUCCCAGUGUCUGGUUUCGCGGAGGCAAACUUGAAAGUUUUGGAAGAAUUCAUUUUGGAACAGAAACUAAGCUUCGAUUUCGGCUUUUAUAAGAUUCCGAUGGACGUUGAUGUUCCUAUUGUUAUUUUAUCUUCCGAUACAUCUCGAUUCCUGAGGACUCCUUUCCAAGUACCAGCGAUCACUGGAAAUGUUGAAUUCACAAAAGAUGAAAAAGAACUUGAACUUUUCCGCCAAUAUAUUUUGGUUGCCAAAUCCAAAGUGAGAGACAUUAUAAUCUCGGGCGAUACUAGUGACGCUAUCCAAAACAGCUUCGUUGAUAUGUGCAAAGAAUUGGAUAAAACAGCUGACAAAAGUGAUCUAUUAAACGAACUUCUGAUCGUUUGCAGGUUGAUGGCUGCUGGAAACUUGCGAGAAGAAGUUUUGUUCGAAGAUUGGGCUCGAUCUAUUGAGUUAGAAAGAGGUCGUAAGAAUAUCAUGACAGCUUGGAAGAAACUUACCUCUUAA